GCAGCUAGGACGCUUCGUUGUUUAGAUAGUGGCGGUAUCUUGUGCUUGUUUAUGGAAACUGGUUCUAUUUUUUGAAAGCGACAGGUAAAAGGAUUCUCGCGGAUCCUCGCUCUUGUCUUGUCUGUAUCCUUUUUGUUUUUUAUUAUUAUUUUAUAUAUUUCGGGUAUGUUUAUGAAUGAUAGAAGGGUAGAUGCGGAUGGAUUCGGGCUAAGUACCCAAAUUGGCUUAACUCGGUUAAGAAGCGGCGCAAGUUUGGUGACGCCCGAGAGAUGAUCUGAAUUUGUGAGAUAUAGAUAUAUAGAUACUCAUAUAUAUAUAUUAUUUGAUUUUUUUGGGAGCAGUGAAGAGACAACGGCGGGCCGGACGGGCUGCUACAGUGACGACGGUGACGGUGACGAAAGGUGCGGUGCACGACGAGUCCUGGGCUGUACCAUCAUCAUUAUCUGCUGGUUCUCAAGACCGUUGUUGCCCCCUUUCUUUAGCACUCCUCUCUACUUGGAGUUGUAGUAGUAGUACACUAGGCGGUACUGUUUGAAGUACCAGAAGUACUUCGUACGUCUGCAAACUUUUUCGAGAGUUUUUCUUUUCCCGACUGCGGCGAAAGCACGGCGCGGUGUUCUGCUGGGGGAAAUUAAAAGGCUAGUUUUAUUAGUUAGUCUGCGACUGCGUUGGGUCAUCGUUGCUGCGCUUCGCUUCGUUGUCGUUGCUAUAGUGAAUAUCUGGUGUGUGUGUCCGCGCUUUGAAACGUUCAACUAUUCAAGGUACACAAGGGGUCGGACAGCAGGAUAUAACGUGUAACGGGCCUGAAGAGAAAUAGAAGCAUAACUACCUGGGCCGUGUAAGUGGUCUAAGCUGUUGCUGUUUGCUGUCGCAGUCUAGUAUUCUGGGAGAAUACGUGCCUGCAGCUCCACUAUAGACACAGACACUCUCACACAUACACACUUAUAUAUAUAUGUAUAUAUAUCUAUCUAUAUAUAUAUAAAUAUAUAUACAUAUAUAUACACAGACAUCAGGUAGAUUUCAAUGUGAGCGGCGAGGUAGUGUUGUGAGAUAAGUGGCUGGGGCUGGUGUAUCGUGUGGACAAGAAGCGGUGUUCAGUGCUGGUCCAUUUUAGUGCAAAAAAAGAAAGAAGAAAGAAAGAACCAUCGACGUCCGAUUUACUUAUACUUUAGUACUUGGAACAAUUGGUAUCGUCAUCACGAUUGAUAGGAGCGCGAGAUAAUGGCAUUAAACCAGGACGAGUCGAAACAGGUGGUGAGAGUGGACCAGGACUCGGAGACGGGCCUGCAGGCACUCUUCGACAGCGUCCUCAAGCCGGACUCGAAAAGGCCGCUGCAGGUGCCGUGGAAGCUGCGGAAGCUUCCGGACUCGUUCUUCAAUCCACCGUCCACCGGUACCAAGUCCAUCAACCAUUCGCGAGAGAACUCGGUGGACUCGGCUUUCGGCUCGUCUAGCGGUGGAGGCGGCGGAGGCGGGGGCGGCAGCAGCAAUGGGGGUGGCACCUCGACCACCCCCGUUAAUACCGUUCCUCUGCAGACGACCCACCACCGUGCCCACAGCUCGCCCGCCUCCUUGCAGCAGACCUACGCGGUGGGUCAGCAACAGCAGACAACCCCAACCCAUCACCAUAUGAAACAGAGGUCGUACGACGUAGCCAGCAAAACGGAAGACAACACACCUCUGCCUCCCGGCUGGGAACAGGCCCGAACUCCCGAAGGACAGGUGUAUUAUUUAAAUCAUACAACCCGUACGACCACGUGGGAGGAUCCGAGGAAGACGACGCUAGCCUCCCAAGUAGCCGCGCAACAGCAUCAAAGCGCUGAACAAUUAUUAACAACACACCAGGUCGUGACACCCUCACAAACACAAUCACCUUCGACCACGUGUACAGGGGCGAAAACGAGUUCAGAUGUAGAUUUAGGUCCGUUGCCGGAGGGUUGGGAACAGUCGCAAACGAGCGAUGGCGAGCUAUAUUUCAUCAACCACCAGACACGCACCACUUCGUGGUUCGAUCCGCGAAUACCUACGCACUUGCAACGAUCACCGGGAAGCACGCUAAUACUGCCUCAGACCUGGCACUCUACAGGAAAUCCAUUGUCUCCGCAGUCGUCCUCAGCUAAGUCGCAGCAGAUGCGCCUCCACUUGCUCCAGUUGGAACGCGAUAAAUUGAAAAUGAGACAACAAGAGAUCAGGCAACAGGAGAUGAGGAGACAGCUGAUGGUCAGGAGUAGUAGUAGCGAUCUGCCAAAUAUGGAUCCUUUCAUGCCCAACCUCUCGGACCACUCGCGACAGGAAUCAGCGGACAGCGGUUUAGGUAUGGGAACUACGUAUUCCGUGCCGCACACGCCUGAGGACUUCUUGAACAUGGACGACAAUAUGGAGGUAGGCAGCGAAAGCCACACCAUGGACACGCCGGAUAUGUCAUCGCUAACUGAUAACAUUGACCCGACAGACGACCUAGUGCCUACUCUGCAGCUGUGUGAGGAGUUCCCCAUGCUGAGCGAUGUGCAGAAUAUCAUCGAUCCACCGACCACUAAACCUGACAACGUACUCGUUUGGUUGUAAUAAGUGCCUGAUUCUGCUCACAUUUCUGUCCUAACAAAUUUACGUCCAAGGCAGCUUUUACUUUGUAGCCAUAU
Messenger RNA from Nicrophorus vespilloides, 2639 nucleotides. Its product is annotated as transcriptional coactivator YAP1-A-like. Lineage: Eukaryota; Metazoa; Arthropoda; Insecta; Coleoptera; Silphidae. Gene Ontology annotation, molecular function: transcription coactivator activity; protein binding. Gene Ontology annotation, cellular component: cytoplasm; nucleus. Bases 1222 to 2565 code for a protein of 447 amino acids. The record is from RefSeq and is a predicted model, not a curated record. The transcript has 5 exons. Gene Ontology annotation, biological process: positive regulation of transcription by RNA polymerase II; hippo signaling.